CUAGAGGAGGGGUGCAUGAGCAGACCAGCUAUAAAACGUGUGAUCUUCACCACCUUCUAUCACAUCACCUACAGCCUGACAGACACCAGGUUCCCUCAACAGAAAUCAUUUCUGCUCGCUGUGACCACUCGCCUCUGCUCUCCGGUUAAAGUCAUGUCUCAGAUCAGAAGCUCUUCUGCGGGGUCCUUCAGUAACCGCUCUCAGGUGUCCAGGAGUUUUUCGAGCUCUGGAGGUGGAGGAUAUGGAUUUGGAGGAGGAAUUAAUCAGGCGUACGGUCAGUCUCUGAUGGCCGGCAGUGUGCACAGCGGUGCAGGGAUAGGUGUAGGGUCUGGGUUUGGUUUAGGGUCUGGUGUAGGGUUUGGCAUUGGGUCAGGGUUUGGGAUGGGGGCAGUGAGUGGAAGGUCCGUCUCAUCUGGUUUGAGAAUGGUUGGAGGCUCUAUAUCGGCUGGUGGAGGUGGAGGAUCUCUCUCAGCUGGUUUGAAGAUGGGUGGUGGAGGUGCCUUCGUGCAGAACAUGGCAUACAUCGUCAAUGACAAACAGCAGCUGCAGGUUCUGAACGACCGUCUCGCCACUUACCUGGAGAAGGUGAAACGUCUGGAGAUCACAAACCGCGAGCUAAAUGAAAAACUCCGAUCGUUCACCGUCAACAGAGUUCAAACCACUCACGACCUGGAGCCGUAUCAAAUGCAGCUGAGACCUCUGCGUGAAAAGAUUCUGACUCUUAUUCAAGAAAACACAGAACUUACUUUAGCCAUAGACAAUGCCAAACUGGCUGCAGAGGAUUUCAGAUUGAAGUAUGAGACCGAGUUUGGCAUCUGUCAGUCUGUGGAGGGGGAUAUAGCAAAUCUAAAAGCUCUGAAGAAAGAGUAUAAUGCCACGAGCGACGUGCUACUGCAUGAGGUCAAUACAUUUGAAGUUGAACUCAAAAACAUCAAAGACGCACACCAGCAGGAGAUGAUCGGCCUGCGAGGGCAGAUUGCAGGUACAGUGACUGUGGAUGUGCAGAAUGUUGAGAGUGCAGACCUGUCACGUGUGCUGGCCGAGAUCCGUGCCGAGUACGAGACGGUCAUCAAGAAGAACCGCAGAGAGGCGGAACACUGGUACACUAAACAGGUGGAGAAGAAAAGUGCCGAGUUUGCGAUCGUCACGGAGACGGCGGUCACUGGUGGUACUGAGAUCACAGAGAACCGCAAACAGUCGAUGACGCUGCACACGCAACUGGAUGCCGCAUUCGUAGAGAAAUCUAACCUGGAGCAGCGUCUGCUGGAGGUUCAGUCUCAAUAUCAGUCCCAGUUGUACAGAUUGAGUCAGCUGGCUGGGAGUCUGGAGGGGGAGCUCAUGUCCGUCCGUGAGAGCGCCCUGCAGCAGAGUCGAGACUAUCAGCUGCUCCUGAGCACCAAAGUUCAGCUGGAGAGAGAGAUCAACACUUACAAAGCUCUGCUAGAGGGCGCCGGAGAGGUCACUGUGCUCGCGGCCAGACCAAAGACUCUGGAGGUCAAGGAAACUGUUACAGUUGUUGAUUCCAGUGUUGAUAUUUCCACCACCGUUUUAACUGAAUCGGUGACGGCAGGCAGUGUCGAUGUUACCGUUCUUCCUUGAAGAGGUCUCUUCUCUGGUUAAAAUGCUCUUCGGGGUCUGGGUGACGUCAUCAGCGUGAUCAGAGCUUGACCAAUCAUCUGUCACUCAACACCGUUUUGUGCUGCACAAAUGUGUGUCAAACAUAAGUAAAGGCAAACAUACAACACCAAAGAA
Triplophysa rosa is the source of this 1752-nucleotide messenger RNA. Its product is annotated as keratin, type I cytoskeletal 47 kDa. The transcript has 7 exons. Gene Ontology annotation, molecular function: structural molecule activity. NCBI's taxonomy places the organism in Eukaryota, Metazoa, Chordata, Actinopteri, Cypriniformes, Nemacheilidae. The record is from RefSeq and is a predicted model, not a curated record. The coding region runs from base 16 to 1599 and encodes 527 amino acids.